Molecule: messenger RNA, 507 nt
Organism: Malania oleifera
Lineage: Eukaryota; Viridiplantae; Streptophyta; Magnoliopsida; Santalales; Ximeniaceae
Product: secreted RxLR effector protein 161-like
Exons: 1
Coding region: 1-507 (168 amino acids)
Source: RefSeq, a predicted model, not a curated record
AUGAGCCAGUAUCUGUCUACUCCACGUUACACUCACUAUGCCAAUGUUUUGCGCAUUCUUCGAUAUCUGAAGGGCACUCUCUUCCAUGGCCUUUUUUACUCUGCUCAGUCUCCACUUGUUCUCUGUAUAUUCUCUGAUAUUGAUUGGGCAGGAGAUCCCAUUGAUCGCAGGUCCACCACUGGUUAUUGUUUUCUCUUUGGCACUUCUCUGAUUUCUUGGCGAAGUAAGAAACAAACCCUUGUGGCCUGCUAUAAUACUGAAGUAGAAUAUUGUGCCCUUGUUGAUACCACAUCUGAGCUCCUUUGGCUACAAUGGCUUCUCAAGGACUUACGUGUGUUCACAUCCUCUGCUACUCCUCUUUAUUGUGACAAUCAAAGUGUCAUUCAUAUAGCUCACAAUGAUGUCUUCCAUGAACAGACUAAACACAUCAAGAUUGAUUGUCAUUUUAUGCGUUAUCAUCUUGUCCAUGGUGCUCUCAAGAUCUUCUCAGUUUCUUCUAAAGAUUAG